CCACAACUCGGAUUGAAUAGCACCUGUCAUUCCUUUAAAAAAAUGUGUGAAUAAGUUAAACGUCAGUGCAUUCUCACUGAGUAACGGCAUCCCGUACAGCGUCCUAACGGCCCUUCCGUGCAAAAGUAGUGCGAGCGUUAUUUACGUCAGACGACGCGAGCAGAAAGCGCCCACUGAGUGUUGGCUCUGGAAGAGUGAACCGAAGUAAGCAAAAAGAAAAGGGAGUGAGCGAAAAAUCAGCGGUACAACGAGAAAAAUGAAGGGAGCAUUGUAAACGUAAGUCGUUCGGAUGUUCAGUGAUGAAGAAAUAGGUCCGAUGCAUUCUCCCGAAUUUCCGGGCAAAUUCCGUGAGUCAAAACCCCACGUCCCAUGAACCUCACCCACGAAAAAAGAUUUAAAAAAGCAGAGUUGCCUCUGAAUCCAAAUUGAGUCAUCAAUGCAGGGCAAAUAAGGAAAAAAAAAUCCGAAUAAUCCCGAAACCCCGGAAAAUGGAAAAACGUGGAUCGACGAGUGCUGAAAAAAUCGAAUCGACCUCAUAGUGAGCACGAACUGCAGACCCGGUGAUUCCCCAGAUCCAUAGAACCCCGCAGCAGAGAGAAAUCGUUCACGUAAAUAGUGUUUAUAUGUGUGUGAGUUAGUGUAUGAUAGAGUGGGCAAAAUGUGCUGCUCUGGAGGCACAAGCGGUUCGAGGAUGACCCGGUGCGGGGUCGUUUGUGGUCUGGCAGCGUUGGCAGCCCUCACCACUGCCCUUCUUGGACCAGCUUGGCUUCAUACUGAGGAAAAACUAUCGCUUCCACAUCUGCCACGACAGCUUGCCGUUACCGUCAGGUUCAAGCUUGGGCUGUUUAAAGUAUGUCCUAAGAUCGUCAAGCCACCGAAUGUCACCUUACAUGUCUCAACACCGUCAUGCACACGAGUGAGAUACAACAGUCUUGCCGAGGUGACGUCGAAGGAGUUGGGUAUCAGUCAGCCGAGCUUCAGUGAGCUGGAUUUUACACCCCUGGUUGUCUCUAAAAUGAGGAUAUCAGCACCAUUCCAGAUAGCAGCAGUAAUCCUGAUCCUAGCCGGGACAUUUUGUGCCCUCAUCGGGCACUGCUACGCCGAUCACAAAACAGUAAUCGCCUGCGGACUCUUUCUCCUCGGUGGACUUUCAAUGGGCUGUGGUCUGAUUGUCCUCGCGUCAGCAUUGUCGGAUGCCUCUUACGAGUCCCCGAAGAGAUACAGCCUCUCAUCAACAUCGAGUAAUUCCGAGGACAGUGGAUUGCCGCAGUAUCACUACGGAUGGUGUUUGCAACUUUCUGGACUUGCUCUUAUCCUCGCAGAAAUCGCUGCCCUCCUCACAGUCUCCGGGUACAUGGCGCGAUUCCCAACAGUCGAGGAUAUGGUGCGAGUGAUGGUGCCUGGAGCGGCUCGAAAAUUGAAUGAGCAACGUGGGUUAUCCUCCGAGUAUCUCGUUAGAGCUCAUCAGAAGUCUCCCGGCGCGUCUCAAGCAAGAACGUUUGAUGAACCAACCAAAGAUGUGAUUCUGGGGCCACAAAGGCUGACUGAAGAGGGCACGUCUUUGCUUUGCAAAUCAGCCCCCGAUAUAUGUGCAUCUAACCCUCAGGCGAUCAGCUACGUGGAGAAGGCCGAUCUCUCCCACAUGUUGCCAGCUUAUCCCGACGCUCAGGUGGUGGAUCCGCGCUUCACAUUCGUCGAUAAGGCAGAGCCGGGGGUCGUGGAUUCCCGGCUGAGCGGCUUCGUCGAUAAAGAAGGCCUUAUCGACUCCAGGAUUCUGUCCGACUCGAGGCAGAACAUGAUCGCCUUUACCGACAGUAAGGAACACUCGCUCGGACAAGAGCCGAGGUACGUCGAAUUUUGCACUGGUGUUAGAGUGGAAAAAUGUCCUAACGAUCUCAUGAAUCAUUCACCUAAUAUCACGGCUAUAUCCGAUGCUAGGCACGUGACAUAUGCUGACACCAAUCCCAAGGCUGAAACCCUCAUGGACAGUCCGAUGAGUUACAAUCGGUACAACACUCUGGCUGGACAGACUGUGCCGAUUAUGCUGAAGCACCACAACAGCCCCUCGGUUUCGGCCAUUCAGGCACAGGGGAUGUACCAAAAUUUCGGGACUAUUCAUGCAGGCAGUGUUCACCCGGGUACUAUGCACUCGGGGACCAUCCACUCGGGCAUUCUGAGGGUCUCGGAACCCGGCACGAGCUCCAGCUCCAACUCAAGUCAGCGCAGCAUGACCCUGCAGAACCCCAAGAGAAAAUCCCAGAUCGCCCAGAAUACUUUUAGCACGCUCGAGUGCGAGAAGAGGAAGACCCGUAAUCCCGGACUUCCUGGUAAAGCUGGGUUCUACACUGGAAGCGCUGUAUGACCACCACCACCGCCGCCAACCCCGAGAUAACUUGGCGAGAGCGAGUCUGAACUCUAAUUCUGUUUCAGUCCUGCUGAAUGGUCCAUCAGAGGGAGUGAAUUUGGGGGCUCGGUGUGGCGUGUCUCGUGGGAGGCUGGUGGUUUCUAUGUAAAAUUAAUGCAGUGGGGGACACUAGUGCACUGCCAAUUGCAGAGACUUUCUUAUGAUUAUAUUGUUACGAUAUUGAAAUAAGAAAAGCCAGUUCAAAUCAAAGUGUAGCGUGUUCCCCCUUCUAUUUAAUAUUGUAAAUAAAAGAAGAGGAAUAUCGAUCGAAAACAUCGAUCGUCACUUGGAACGGAAGAACUUCACUUCGACAGAAACCUCCUUCCUGUCAACUAUUCCUUGUUCUAAGAAAAUAAAACCGCCCUUUGAUUUGAACUGGCUUUUCUUAUUUCAAUAUCGUAACAAUAUGUACUGUUACGAUGAAGAAUGUGAUAAAUUAAGUGUGCUGAGUGGAAUGAGUCGUGUGUACAUAAGUAAUGGUGUACAAUGCAUCGAGGAAAGUAACUGUAAACUCACUUGGAAAUUACACUUUUGUAUUGAAGAAGAAUUAAUAAUGGAGUUUGGAGAUGAAUUGCGGUUGUUGAAUGAAUGGUGAGAGGUGUCUGAUAUAUUGAAUGUGAAGUGCUACAAGCAGUGAGAUGGACAUUUUGAAAAUGUCACUGUCAAGCCAAUGGAUGAUCCGAUUUGGGCCAGUUAGCACCUCAUGUUAUGACGAUUGUGGUGUCUCUUCCAAAUAAAGAGGAAUGAUGGUCGAUCGAUGGUGUAGUUGCAUCGAUAUUUAAUUUAUGUCACGCCUUGCUGUAAGUCGAGUGUAUCGCACGCUGCGCGCAGGACUUCUGCACGAUGUAACGGAAAAUAUUAUGGAUCACUUCGGCAUAAACUUCGUUCUCAAUGAAUGUGAGUACAAACCGCGCCUUUGGCUUGGCCUGUAAACUUCAUAUUCGCUGAAAACGACAUUUGUACCCUUGUACUAUAAUGUACUAUCAGAUGUCUCAAAGGGGUUGAAUUCAAAAUCAAUUCACUUCAAAUGUUUGAUAAGUUAAGAACUAAUAAAGAGUAACAUGAGGCGCCAUUCACGCAAAAUGAGAUGAUUCAUUGGUGAGAGCAGAAUGAGAAUGAGAGUAAAGUCGUAUUAUUAACAUUAGGUAAGGAUUAUUCGUCGUGAAACUGAUUGACAGGGUGCAUAAAUGAAAUGUUCAAUUAUUCUAACGGGAGAGACAAUACUGAAUGAAUAUUCUCAAAUCGAUCAAUAUAACUCUACGAUUCAAAUCCCAGAACAUAUCAAAGAGGAGCGACAAAAAUAAUGGGAGCAGUGUGCAAAAUAUUUUACGGCUAACAUUUAUGGGACAGGUUGAAUGAUGCUCUUUCCAAUUUUUCGCGUUUGCUGUCAUGUAUACAGUCCCCAUAAACAUGCGUAACGAGUGAUGUAUGAUAGAAUUUUGUUACUAUGCGAACGUUGUUCGGUCGUUGAAGGUAAAACGAAGUAUUGGGAAUCGAUGGUUAUCUGGGAGUGGGUGAAGUGUAUGUAAGUUUGCCAGCUAUUCAUAUUAUGUCAUGUAAUUAUAUCGUAGUUGAAUGUAAUAAAGAGGUUUCCUUAAUCA
Diachasma alloeum is the source of this 4005-nucleotide messenger RNA. RefSeq lists its product as uncharacterized. Gene Ontology annotation, molecular function: channel regulator activity; voltage-gated calcium channel activity. Gene Ontology annotation, biological process: postsynaptic neurotransmitter receptor diffusion trapping; neurotransmitter receptor transport, postsynaptic endosome to lysosome; regulation of AMPA receptor activity. Lineage: Eukaryota; Metazoa; Arthropoda; Insecta; Hymenoptera; Braconidae. Bases 659 to 2362 code for a protein of 567 amino acids. Gene Ontology annotation, cellular component: postsynaptic density membrane; AMPA glutamate receptor complex. The record is from RefSeq and is a predicted model, not a curated record. The transcript is spliced from 7 exons.